Molecule: messenger RNA, 3405 nt
Organism: Cebus imitator (Panamanian white-faced capuchin)
Lineage: Eukaryota; Metazoa; Chordata; Mammalia; Primates; Cebidae
Gene: XKRX
Product: XK related X-linked
Exons: 3
Coding region: 1177-2526 (449 amino acids)
Cellular component (GO): membrane
Source: RefSeq, a predicted model, not a curated record
GGGAGCAAGCCACUUAACUAGUUAGGGAGGGCGGGGUAGAAGUGGGUGCCUGCUGCUCUUAGGGAAGAGUGAAGCUGUGGCUCCCGCCUGGGUCUGGAAAUCGCGGUCAGAAGUGCUUCUGAAGAGUGGCCCGAGCCUCCUUUUGUCCCCCCUCUCCUGGCCGUCCCCCUGGAACUCUCCAGCUGGUUUUAUUUGGCCCCAGCCAUCCCGCCCAUCUCGCCCGCCCCACCGUCCUGGUGCCUUAGUUCUUGAAGCUGACGACCUUUCGCAGCAGGAAUCACAAGCCAGGCAGGACCCUGGCACCAGACGGCGUCCAAGAGUUUGGCGACAUCUGUCCAGCCAGGUUGGCGCCCCGCACGUAGUGCCUCUCACUAGCAAAGUUUCUCCGUGGAGAAGCAGCCUCUCCAGCCUUUUCUUGAUCUUGUAGAGCGCGCGCACUCUGCUUCUGUCCCCCAACACGGUACUGGGAGACAGGGUGGUGAUAAUACUCCAGUCCCGGGCCCGGCGGUCUUGUGGGCGGGGCUUGGGGGAAUCCGAGGAGCCAGCCUGAGAACCCUGGACUCAGUGAAGAUCCUGAGGGCGCGCAGGUGAGCAGGCAAGCUAAUAGCUACAGCCUAGCAGUAGCUAGGAUACCCAGGCACUGAACUGAAUCCCCCGAACGGACGAUCACACUGCGCCCCCUCUUCUGCCCUGGCUCAGCUCUCCGCUGGCUUGCGAGGACACACUAAUCAGGACUCUUUGUGAGGAGCUGCUGAGUGUCAGUGCCCCGACAGAGUGGCUACUCCCUGCCUGAGGGACUGCGAAAGGAGCCACCACGGAAGCUGCUGUUCUCAGGACUCUUCACGUCCCUGGAGUUGGACUCUGGAUGGGGCGCUGGGAUGCUUGCUUUUGUCUUGUUCCAGUUUCACAGCAAGUAUGUUGACGAUUGGAAUCCUGGGUCAAUUAAGAGUCAAGUUCAAAGUAGUACUCCUGGGUUUUCCAUCCCAGACUCCAACUCGAAUCUGAGUCUGGAAGAUCGUGGUCUCUUGCUCUAGCUAGUGAAUCUCCGUUCCCAAACUGGACUUGACAGAGCUCUCCUCACCUACACUUGGACUGCAGCGGCUACAGGGUUCUCUUGGGGAUGCGUGGGAGGGUGCUCUGAACAUCAGACCACAACAUUCAGAAAGAAACUCGACAAUGGACAGAGUUUAUGAAAUUCCUGACGAGCCAAAUGUGGAUCCGGUUUCAUCUCUGGAGGAAGAUGUCAUCCGUGGAGCCAACCCCCGAUUUACCUUUCCAUUUAGCAUCCUUUUCUCCACCUUUUUGUACUGUGGGGAGGCUGCAUCUGCUUUGUACAUGGUUAGAAUCUAUCGAAAGAAUAGUGAAACUUACUGGAUGACAUACACCUUUUCCUUCUUUAUGUUUUCAUCCAUUAUGGUCCAGUUGACCCUCAUUUUUGUCCACAGAGACCUAGCCAAAGAUAAACCGCUAUCAUUAUUUAUGCAUCUAAUCCUCUUGGGACCUGUUAUCAGAUGUUUGGAGGCCAUGAUUAAGUACCUCACACUGUGGAAGAAAGAGGGGCAGGAGGAGCCCUACGUCAGCCUCACCCGAAAGAAGAUGCUAAUAGAUGGCGAGGAGGUGCUGAUAGAAUGGGAGGUGGGCCACUCCAUCCGGACUCUGGCUAUGCACCGCAAUGCCUACAAACGUAUGUCACAGAUCCAAGCCUUCCUGGGCUCAGUGCCCCAGCUGACGUAUCAGCUCUAUGUGACCCUGAUCUCUUCAGAGGUCCCCCUGGGUAGAGUUGUGCUAAUGGUCUUUUCCCUGGUAUCAGUCACCUAUGGGGCUACCCUUUGCAAUAUGUUGGCUAUCCAGAUCAAGUAUGAUGACUACAAGAUUCGCCUUGGGCCACUAGAAGUCCUCUGCAUCACCAUCUGGCGGACAUUGGAGAUCACUUCCCGCCUCCUGAUUCUGGUGCUCUUCUCAGCCACUUUGAAAUUGAAGGCUGUGCCCUUCCUAGUGCUCAACUUCCUGAUCAUCCUCUUUGAGCCUUGGAUUAAGUUCUGGAGGAGUGGUGCCCAGAUGCCCAAUAACAUUGAGAAAAACUUCAGCCGGGUCGGCACUCUGGUGGUGCUGAUUUCAAUCACCAUCCUCUAUGCUGGCAUCAACUUCUCUUGCUGGUCAGCUUUGCAGUUGAGGUUGGCAGACAGAGAUCUCGUCGACAAAGGGCGGAACUGGGGACAUAUGGUCCUGCACUAUAGUGUGAGGUUGGUAGAGAAUGUGAUCAUGGUUUUGGUUUUUAAGUUCUUUGGAGGGAAAGUGUUACUGAAUUACUGUCAUUCUAUGAUUGCCUUGCAGCUCAUUAUUGCUUAUCUGAUUUCCAUUGGCUUCAUGCUCCUUUUCUUCCAGUACUUGCAUCCAUUGCGCUCACUCUUCACCCAUAAUGUAGUGGACUACCUCCACUGUGUCUGCUGCCACCAGCACCCUCGGACCAGGGUUGAGAACACAGAGCCACCCUUUGAGGCUGAAGCAAGGCAAAGUGUUGUCUGAUUCUAUUUUCUGGGUGUUUUAGGAUGGGUUGGGAGUUGCCAAGAGCAACUAUGAAAUUGAAGGAAUGGAUGAGGCUAAUGGGUGAGAUACCCAUCAAGGCAUUGUCUUGACUUUUCUGUUAAGCCUAUCAGAAGAAAGAGCAACUCCCAAUUAGGUUUUAUUUUCUUAAGAGUUGCCACUAUGUUUGGACACAGGAGGUAUCCACUAUAUAGUUGGAAGGGUGAGAAAUACCCAUUCAUACCCUUCUUACCAGGUCAAUUGGAAUAACUUGCCUUCAAGCACUUUAGGUUUUCUAAAGCGACCUUCUCGCUCUGCUCAUUUGCUUGAUGCAUUUCUGAGCUUUCCUGGGCUGAGUUGAAGUCCCAGAGUCUCACUAGAAUAUAUCCUGACUGAUCAGAAGAUAUGACAGUUUACCAGUUAAGAGUACCUCCUAGGUAACAGUCUGACUGAUGUGGAACCUGCAACUGUCAGUGUGGCUGGAGUCUUUUUAAUUCCAAUGAGAAGCUCUGUCUGAGAAGAAAAUCUCCACUAUUAAAAGAAUUGCUCCCCAAACAAAUUAGUUCUCUGUUAGGAUUUUACUAGUGGUCAUUCAGCAGAGGCACUUCAUAGGCACACUCUGAGGAGAAAGUGCAGAGUAGGAUUCCUUCAGGGCAUAAGCCAAAAUGACUCUUUUUCUCAGGAACCUGCAUGGGCCUCCAGCUUGUCUAGUGGAAUCCUUGAGUGAAACCUCUCACUUAAACUGCCUCAUGAGCAGAGAUUUCCUCCAACCCAGCUUUUCCGUGCUCUUGGUAUUUUAGUACUUGAUGUGGACCUCAGAGAAGUUGAACUGUAAUUGACAAUGUUUCUCAUGUGUGGAAGAAAUGAAGACUGCUUUGUGUC